UUGAUGUGAUCGUCCUCGAUGUUGGUCGUUGCUGUCGCCAUCGAGACCUUAUCGCGCGUGAUCGUCGCUUGGGCUGGCUGGGUUCGGUCCGAGUUUGUUAGGUGUCUCCUCCCCCCCUUUUUAUCUACGGAGAAUUACGCAGAGAUGAUCAUAUCCCGGGGGUACACUGGGGGUGAAUAUGGGCUUGCAGGUCGAGAUCGUCGUCGUUGUAGAACGUGGGUGAGGUUCUAGGCUACUGUAACUCUUGCUAGGGUUAUCUAUCGCCCCGCUCUCGCGCCCUUCACGUGCUUUUGCGAGCGAGAGGAGAGG
Filobasidium floriforme is the source of this 309-nucleotide messenger RNA. RefSeq lists its product as uncharacterized. The record is from RefSeq and is a predicted model, not a curated record. Lineage: Eukaryota; Fungi; Basidiomycota; Tremellomycetes; Filobasidiales; Filobasidiaceae. The transcript has a single exon. Bases 19 to 231 code for a protein of 70 amino acids.